CCUGAUGAUGUCAGGAGGAUGUGAACAUGUGAUCAGCUGACCUUCUCUGUUAAACGCUGGAUGAUCCAGCAGCACCAGCUGCACGGAGGGAAGAAGUUACCUCAUCAUGGACCAUAAACUGGAUUUGUCUCGUCUGACCGACGAAGAAGCGAAACAUGUCUGGGAGGUGAUUCAACGUGACUUUAACCUGCGGAAGAACGAGGAAGCUCGACUAGGCAAAUUGAAGGACUCCAUCCAGAAGGAAGACACCAAGCGUGAGCUGCUGGGCUCAUCGAACAACUUGGCCGACUCGUUGUGUAUCCGCUGCCUGCAGCCCUUCAAGUUCCUGGUGAACAGCAAGCGGCAGUGCCUGGACUGCCGCAUGUUUAUCUGCAAGUCAUGCAGCCGCUACAACAAGAAGGAGCACGGCUGGGUGUGUGACAACUGCCGCAUGACCAGGGUCCUGAAGAUCGGCACCCUGGGGUGGUACCACGACAACAUCCGCAACCGUUUUAAGCGCUUCGGCAGUGCCAAAGUGAUGAGGUCACUAUACAAGAGGUUGAAUGGAGACGGUGGCCGAGAUGAUGACACUCAGAGCAUGCCCGAUGUCCGCAACAACCACUACAACACUAACGAUGAGGAUCAAGGAGAAAUUGAGGCACAGCGAUACAAAUCGAUGCGUAAAAAUAAACGCCUGCUGUCAGUUCAUCCAUUUGACUUUGACUCAGAGGACAAUUUCACCUAUUCAAGGCGCCCAUCAGUGCAGCAAAUUCAGGAGGAUCGAGCAUACAAGAAUGAUGGAGAAUACGAAUCCCUGCAGCGAAUGAAUCGCAGGAGAAGUCUGGAUCGUUACGCGAUGAGAACUGAUGAUUAUGGUGAGAAUCGUAUGGUUCGGACUCGAUCUUUGUCCAAGAUCAGCUCGAUGGCUCGUCAGCAGUACAUCGACACAUCUGAUGAGGAAGAGUGUCAGAAGUUUCCUCCAAUGUAUCAGCCACCCCACCACCGCCGCCGCAACAGCCGGGCCUCAUCUCAGGAGAACCUGGGCCAAACCCCUCCAAUAAACGAGUUGAACAAACGCAUGUCUGCCAUCGAGGGUCUGCUGAAUCGUUUGGAGGAGAAGAUGUCACCUGCCGAUAAGGCGUCUGGGUCAUCAGGACAGAAUGAGGAAGAGAAGUUGAUGAAGAAGUUGACCGAGCUCGCAGGGAACCUAGGCAACAAACGCUUGUCAUCAGAUGACGAGGCGGACAAGAAGACCUUUUCGGGAGGAAAACGUAUCGGUGGCAGCAGGGCAGUGGCCACCCUGGACUCUAUGAAGGAUCUGAGCUCAUCCAGCGAUGACGUCCCAAGUGAAGCACAGAAGAGAUCGACCGCCGCCGCCCUCUGUGACCUCACCACUGAGGCCCUGAGAACCAUUAAUGCUACAGAAAAUGCGAUGAUUGAGUUCGGCCUGUCAGAGCCGGUCGUCAGAACCCACAUGUUAGGGACUGAUGCUAAACAAGCCGAUGAGGCGUUCAGGCAACUUGAGGAAAAUGUGUACAUCGCCGCCGGGCAGUCGUACGAACUGGAAACGAAGCUGCGGCGACUCGAGCAAAGUGCCAAAAAUCGCUUCGGAGGGACAACAGAUUCCGAGCUUUCCGAGCUGGAAGACGUGGUGGCGCUGACUGCUGCCAGGAUGCAAAGUGCUGAAAGCGAAGUAUCUGAUAUCGAAAGUAAGAUUGCAGCUCUGAGAGCCGCAGGAUCCAAGAAGAAGGUUUCUGGAUCACAGAGGAAAAAGUCUAGUCAAGAGCAAAUUGCCAAAUCUGAAAGAAAUGGAGCUGCAAGGAAAUCCAACAUCUCUUGAACCAGGAAGUUUCUUCUGCUCAGUUAGAGCUCAAAGGUUUUAAAGCCUUUUUUUCCCUCUCCUUGGUCUUUUCAAGGAACUCAUUGAAAUGAAAUGAUAAAAAUAUAAAUGUUUAGCAUAUCCAGUAUUUGCAACAUUUAGAACCUUUAAAUUGUUCACAUUAUAAUAUGUUCCAGAAUCAAUGCUAUAAGAUGAUUUAAAAAUGUAAACACUUGCAGAGAUUUAUUGAAAUGGGACUAUUACUGUUGUUGAUAUGGCUGUUGUUGUGCCCAUUGUUCUCUCACCCAUCGUCGAAACCUUUAAUCCUAUUUUGUCUCGAUAUGCACCGUCUGUCCUUCCACUCAUUUCAAUCUCUGUUGUAAAUUAGGGCUAUAAAAAUAAAAUUGACUUAA
Messenger RNA from Phycodurus eques (leafy seadragon), 2211 nucleotides. RefSeq names its product melanophilin a (gene mlpha). Gene Ontology annotation, cellular component: cortical actin cytoskeleton. Gene Ontology annotation, molecular function: actin binding; myosin binding; small GTPase binding. Gene Ontology annotation, biological process: intracellular protein transport. The coding region runs from base 107 to 1819 and encodes 570 amino acids. The record is from RefSeq and is a predicted model, not a curated record. NCBI's taxonomy places the organism in Eukaryota, Metazoa, Chordata, Actinopteri, Syngnathiformes, Syngnathidae. The transcript is spliced from 16 exons.